Molecule: messenger RNA, 5450 nt
Organism: Myripristis murdjan (pinecone soldierfish)
Lineage: Eukaryota; Metazoa; Chordata; Actinopteri; Holocentriformes; Holocentridae
Gene: ccdc18
Product: coiled-coil domain containing 18
Exons: 26
Coding region: 415-5016 (1533 amino acids)
Source: RefSeq, a predicted model, not a curated record
CGACUUGGCCAGCCUGGUAAACUGAAAAGAUUUGCUCAUUCACUCAUUCUUACAACUUUAAAGGUUUAAUAAGGCCAAAGCUAAUCUCAUAGCGCAUUGAAAACAUGUUCACAGUCUGUCGGGCCUCGUACAUUCACUCGCUUGGUGGUUUAUCUCGUUCCAAACGUAACGAUAGCAACCUGUUGAUAUAGCGAGAGGCUUUGUUUACGUUUAGCUCGCGUGGCUAACGCUAGCUGGCAGGUUGACAUGCUGUGAUGUUUAAACGCUAAAACCUUUUGAGUUUGAGUUGAGUUUGAGUCGAGUUGGCAUAGCUCUCAUAAUCCUCUUGGUUCUUACACAUUUACAGCUGUACACAGAGGUUUACAGGCAGGAUGGUGAUGAGCUGGAGAUUUACAUUGACUACUUAUUAGCCUAAUGUUUGAAAACGAGGAUGAUUUUAUGGAAGAUGUGGCCAGUUUGAGGAAUCGGCUUUUAUUCACGGAGCUCAGCCUUCAAAGUGUGGAAGAGCAGCUGAGUCAGUCAGGUGGGCACGAUGACAGUGGUCAGUCUCUGCAGCAGAGCCCCCCCUUCAAGCUGCCUGAUCGCCUCACUUUAGAGGACCUGCGGAGACCCGAUGUCCCCCCGUCCCAGUCAGCCUGCAGUCGCCAGGAAAGGCCUCGCAGUGCAACUGCUGAGAGACGUUCUGUUGCUGCCAGUCUAAACCUGCCCUCCUGCAAGUCUACGGCUGCUUCACGCGGGGCCAGGUCAUUGGAGAUGGAGUCAGCCCCUAUAAGGAAUAAGCUGGGAUGUCUCCGUCAGGAAAACGCCUGUCUGACCAUACAGAACAAUCAGCUCAUCAGUGACCUAGAGGCAGCGCAGUAUGAACUGGUCACCCCCAAGACGCAGGUCCGCCCUCUGGACUCCAGGGUUGGGUUUAAAAACAACAAUGUGGCGGUCCUGAACGAGCAGAUUCUUAGUCUUGAGGCAGAGCUGGAGGCCCAGGCCAGAGAGCUAAGGGCAGCAGAGCUGAGAGCAGAGCGUGGCCAGGAAGCAGCAGCUCAGAGUGACAGUCUGGUGUCUCGGCUGUCAGAGGAGCUGAGCGUGCUCAGAGCAGAGCUGGACAACAAGACAGCAGUAGGCAAACGGGCCGAGCAACAAAGGAAUCAAGCCCUUCACAAUGCAGAGAAACUCAAAGAAGCUUACAAAGAGUACAAAGCUACCAUCUCCAUUAAACUUAAGAAGGUGAUGGAGAGUGAGAGCAAUCUAAAAGAGAGUCUUAUUGAGUGUGACAGAGAAAAAGAGGUGUUGGAGAUGAAGUGCACUGUGUUGGAGAGGGAGAAGGCAGAUCAGAGCCAAACAAUUAGCCAACUGAAGGAGGAGGCGAGGCAGGCAAACUCUUUGGCUGCAGACCGAUCAGACCUCCAGGCUCAGCUCGAGGCGGCUGAACGACGGGCCUCACAUUUGGAGAGGGAGCUAGGCGAGCGGGUUGCAGAGCGCAGGGAGCUGGCCUCUCUGCAAAGGGAGCUGAAUGACCUGCGGGCCCUGACCCAGAGCCAGGAGCAAAGGGUGGCCCAGAGCCACAGAGAGGCUCAGCAGAGCAAGGCAGAGCUGGCCAGCCUGGAGGCCAUACUGGCCCUGCUGCAUCGCCAAGAGGGUCCUGAGGGGCCACUGUGUGUCAGGCCCUGCAUUGUGCCCCCUGUCAGCUGUUCAGGAGCAACACACCGACUGAAGUCACAGCCAGGUGAAAACUACCAGCAGCUGCUGCCGGUGCUCCAGUCGAUGGAGGCUGAGCGGACCAGGCAGAGCGGCCUGGUGCAGCGGCUGCAGGAGCGUCUGAGCAGAGCCCAGGAGGAGAUCUCCUCCCUCCAGAGCUCCAUGGCCCAGAGAGCCUCCCACUAUCAGAGCCUUCACACGGAGCUGCUGGACAAAGUCAGCCAAGCUACUGACACAGAGAAGGAGCUGAAGAGGAAAAGUGCUCGUGUGACUGCGUUGGAGAAACAGUUACAGGAGAAAACCUCAGCCUACAGUCAGGCGGCACUAAAAAACACAGAGCUGGAGCAACAGCUGAUGGAGAAGACCAGCACUCUUCAGCAUUACCAGUCACUGAUGAGCAAGAAGCAAAGAGAGCACCAGCAGUCUUUGGAAAAGUGCAAAAAAUCACAAACUCAACAAAACACCGAGCAGCAGCACAGAAUAGAAGUGUUGCAGCUGUCUGUGGAGCAGUCCCAGUGUCGCGUGCUGGAGCUGCAGCAGGAGCUGAGCUCAGCGCAGAGGGAAGGAGAGGAGGCACUGAACAGAGCUCUUCUUCUGCAAACCUCCCUGGACCAGCUCACACAGGAGAAAGACGCCGAAGAGAGACUCAACGAGGAGAUGCUACAGAGUUUCAAAGAGCAGGCGGCCCAGUCUGCAGCCCAGGUGCAUGAGUUGCAGUCGUCCCUGUCAGCGUGUAGAGAAGAACUGAGCUCCUACCUGCAGCAGAUGGAGGAGAUGAAGGAGAAAUAUGAGAGUGAGCUGCAGAAGACGACCAGCAAGGUGUCCUCUCUGCAGGAGAAGCUCCACAGCGCCAGGCUGGUUUGCCAGAACUCCAGCGAGCAGAACCUGCAGCUCCAGGUUUCUCUCCAGCAGCAGCAGACCAUGCUGACCGAGAGCACGGGCCGCAUCGCCGAGCUGGAGGAGAGCCAGAGUCUUCUGCAGAGACAGGUGUCCGGUCUGGAGCAGCAGCUGGAGCGGGCCCGGGCCUCCCUGCAGGAGGAGGUGAGGAGCAGAAAGAGUGAGGCUGAGGAGAGAGACAGGGACCUGCAGGAGAUGAACCGGCAGAACACACAACUCUCCGAGUCUGUCACACACAUGACGUCAGAGGCAAGCAAGCGCCGUGGCGAGCUGUUGUCCAAGGAUUCAGAGAUGCAGCUUCUGAGGAAGGAAUCCAUCUUCAAGACCUCAGAGAUCAGCCGCUUGGAGGAGAGCCUGCAGCACACCCAGAGCCUGCUCGACAAAAAGAGCGACAUGGUGGUGGAUCUGGAAGAAAAGCUCCAUCGCAGUGAUGCCGACCGGCGCAUCUCUAUUGACCGUGUCCACCUUCUGGAAGGGCAGCUUCACGCUGUGCGCGGAGAGCUGACCGACACGAUGGAGCAGCUACAGGAACUUAAGGAUGUUCUGCAGAGAACCCAGACCAUUGCAGAUGAGCGCAAGGCCUCAGUGGAAAAACUGACUGUCGAACUUAGGGAGAGCAAAAGGGAGUUGGAGGAGAGAAGUCAUGAGGUCCUAGACAUGGACAAUGCGUUGAAGGAAAGACAGGGGGAGCUCCAGCAGAGAGCAAAGCUGCUGGGUCAGCUGGAUGUGGCGAUCAGAGACCACAAGCAGGAGAUGGACAGGAAGGUGGAGUCUCUGCAGCAGAGCCUGGAGGCCAGAGAGAAAGAGCUGAGAGACACACGGAGGGAGCUCAGAGACCGAGACAUGAAGGACUCCCAGGAGCUGCAUGUGUGCCAGGAGAAACUUCAGAGUGUGUUUCAGGAGCUUCAGGAAACCCAGUCUCACUGUAAGGCUCUGGCCCGAGAGCUGGACGCCAUAAAGCUACAGACGAAGGACAAGGAGGCUCAGCUACAUGGUGUGGAGGAGGAGCUGGCUAUGAAGGAGGCGUUCUGGCUUCAGUCUGAGGACAGACUCCAGAGCACCGUCGCCUCCUUACAGAGGGAGCUGGAGCUGGAGAGGGAGCAGCACAGCCAGGAGCUGGCGUCGCUGCAGCAGACCCGAGGCCAGCUGCUCAAAGUCUCUGAGCAGAUCUCCUCCACCAUGCGCUCCUCUCAGGAGCAGCUCACGGCAAAACUCCAGCAGAGCCAAACCCAGCUGGACCAGGCCAGGGCCUCUUGUGACCAGACCAAAGCCCAGGCUUCGCAACUGCAGUCCCAGCUAGACCAAACCAUGGCCCACCUGGACGAAACCAAGACAGAGCUGGACCACACCCGGACCCAAGCCAGUCACCUCCAAACCCAGUUAGACCAGAGCCAGAGCCAGCUCGUCCAGAGCAGGACCCAGCUGGACCAGAGCAGGAUGCUGUACGAAAAGGCCAGGACCCAGAACGGGCAUCUGCAAGACCAGCUGGAGCAGCUCAGGACCCAGUUAAACCAAACCAGAUCCCAGGCUGCCCAGCUCCAGACUCAGCUCCAAGCCUCCGAGAAGGCCGCAGAGACGUCCAACGAGACCCUGCUCAUCAAGGAGUCUGAGGUGACCCGUCUCCAGGCCAGGAUCUCCAGUCUGGAGAGAGCCGCUGACCGUCACCACUCCACCACGCCCACUGGCCAUCUGCCUCCGUACACACACACACUUUCCCUCUCUGCCCCGCACACACACACACACUCCAUUACUCGCUCCCCCAAACACCCUGAACCCACCAUCCACUCUCCCACACACACUCACACAUCUCACCUCCGCUCCCCAACACACUCGCACGCACACUCUUGCUCUUCACCAACAGCUCAGGCACACCACCCUUGCCCACCCCCUCUCCCCGUCUCAGCCCCUCACCUGACGAGCCAGACCCAUGAGUGGCUGCAGACCAGCAGCGCCGACUCUUCCUUGGAUCUGCCCCCGAGCCUGAAGGCCACGCUGAGGGAGGCUCUGAACCAGCAGCCGUGGGAGUCGUCCUCCGUGUCGAUCUCGCCCUUCCCGGACACAGCGGACCACAGCUGGCAGGGCCUGAGCGCCAUGGAGGCCACAGCAGCCACCGACCUCUCCUUCAACCCGCUCACCUACAUGGUGGACAAACCUGAGGGCCAGAGGGGGCAGGGGGACGACUGGGAGGCUGCUUCUGGGCAGGAGGGAGGCGGGGAGCUCACAGGAGAUCCGAGGAGGGAGGCGGUCUACCGGCUGGGGGGAGAGGAGGAGGAGCAGAACGAGCUGGAUGUGCACUCUCUGACAGGGAUGCUGAGGUUUGUAAACCAGACGCUGGCCAUGCAGGAGGACACGUCCUUAUGGAGCUCGGCAGGGCCGUCACAGAGCGGACACGACCUCGCACUGCAGUGUAACCCUAAAAAGACAUGAAGCUGUGAGGCUCCCGCAGGGAUCCACAAAGGAGAGGAGAUCGGAGGUUUCUCAGGCUGUUUACAAUGCCCUCAUCUCUUUGUGACUGUGUGUGUGUGUGUGUGUGUGUGUGUGUGUGUGUGUGUGUGUGUGUGUGUGUGUGUGUGUGUGUGUGUGUGUGUGUGCAUUUUAUGGUCUACAUUUGUUAACAUUCCACAUUAAAUGUUUCCAUUUGGAGUGUGUUGUCUGUCAGGGAAUGGAUUUUUUUUAUCAGCUAAUCACUACUUCAUGAGGCCGCUAGUCUUAACUGAUCUACUGUGACAUUUUUGUGCUGUUUUUAUUUAAAUGUGGCAUUUUAUAUUGUAGCCUAUUCUUCCCAGUAUUCAUAUAUUUUGUACAGAAUUUUAGAUAAACAAAGUGAAUAUUUAAUAGAAUAAAAUAUGUUUUUUAUAUGA